GUAAUAGUAUUUUACAGUACGGAUGUGCUGUUGGAUGAGAUGGUGUAUAUGGAUAUAGCUAUAAGCAUUUUCGUAAAACAAUAUCAUUACAUCCUGAAUGAGAAGAAGAUAAGGGAUCUUUUAAACGAAAUCGUGAUCGACCGCCUGACGAAAUACCCGAAGGAAGAACUGGAAAUUUUGGAUAUGUAUUAUAACAAGGCGAAAUUCAUCUGCACCAUAUAUAAAGGUAUCUUGAAAUUUACCGCAGUGGGGUACAUCUCUUUACCGGCAAUACCUUCUCUUCUGAAUAUCAUAAAACCUCUGAACGAGUCACGAGGCCGCGAAUUAGUCUACCCGGCUUAUUAUUUCGUUGAUGAACAACGAUAUUAUUUUCCCAUAAUAACGCAUAUGGUAAUGGCAGUAAUAGUAUUAAACGUUGUAUAUAUGGCCAGUGACAUCAGUUUGAUUUAUAUCAUACAUCAUGCUUGCUCCUUGUUAUCAAUCAGCGGAUACCAAUUCAAACACUCGUUCGAUGAGGUGAGUCGAUGUGACGAAAAGGACAACGACGUACGGCAGAAAGCGAAUGUGUACCGAGCCAUCAACGGACACAAAAGAGCUGUCGAAUUCGUGAAUAAAGUCAACGACUGCUAUACGCAUUACUUCUUGCUACUCUUGGGCCUAAUAAUCGUAGCAUUCACAUCCAGUUUCGUGAGGUUGUCGAUGAUGGAAAAAGGAUUCAAUUACUACGUAUUUUGCUUAUUCACUUUUGCCCAACUGUUUCAUCUGUUCUUUCUGAUGUCUUUGGGGCAAUUUGUGAUCAAUGUCCACGACGAAGUCUAUCAAUCAAUAUACGAAGCCAAGUGGUACAAUGGUGCGUCGAAAACGCAAUUGUUGUACGUACUGGUGUUGCGAAAAUGUUUAAAUUCGCCUGCACUAACAGGUGAAGGAUUGAUCCCUUUGAAUUUCUAUAGCUUCGUACAGGUCCUAAAAUUAUCUUUUUCAUAUUACACGGUGUUUAGCUCUCAGUAGUUUGAAGAAAAAAUAAUGAAUGAAGU
Frieseomelitta varia is the source of this 1034-nucleotide messenger RNA. Its product is annotated as odorant receptor 67c-like. The transcript is spliced from 8 exons. Lineage: Eukaryota; Metazoa; Arthropoda; Insecta; Hymenoptera; Apidae. Gene Ontology annotation, cellular component: plasma membrane. The record is from RefSeq and is a predicted model, not a curated record. Gene Ontology annotation, biological process: sensory perception of smell; detection of chemical stimulus involved in sensory perception of smell. Gene Ontology annotation, molecular function: odorant binding; olfactory receptor activity. Bases 40 to 1008 code for a protein of 322 amino acids.